ACAACUUUAUCUAAUUUUUUGUGUGACAUUUGUGUAAAAAGGGGUACCUAUAAAAAUAAAGACCGUGCCGCGAUGGAUUCUUGUCGCUGCUGCCUGCAAUGUCCCCCGGACAAGGACUUGACGACGCCGUACAUACAUCUCGGCAAAACAGAGAUUUAUCUUGAGAUGUUGCAAGACUGCUUCGAUAUAAAGCUACCAAUGGAUGGCUCGGGCUCGUGCGGCAUCUGCUCUGCGUGCGUGGGCCGCCUGCGAGAUGCGAGCGACUUCAAGCUGCAAGUGCAGCGCAGCCAGGCGGAGCUGCCAGAAGUGGCACUUAUUAAAGUGGAGAAUGCUAAGACUGAACUUUUUGAUGUUGCAGAAGAAGAUAACUCUGUUUCUAGUAUGUUAUGCCAGGAGCGACUCCGCAGCGAUGAGGGGGGGACUAUAUCUCCCGAAAGAAAAACAUACGCCUGUGAGCACUGCCAGAAAAGCUACCGAAAAAGAUCUACUCUUAAUAAGCAUAAGGAAAAGAUUCACCAAAUAUACCGACCACCACCGACGACCGCUUGUGGUUUUUGGACUGACCAGACGCUCUCAGAAAUAUCUCCCAACGUCUGCGCCAGCCACCCACAUAGAACACAGCCAUACUGGUGGUCGUCAAAGAUCGCGGAGCUCCGUACCGCAAGUAACAAGGCUCGACGAGCGUACACCCGCUGUAGGCGACGGCGACAUACGGCGGAAGAAGAAGAUAUACUAUACACAGCUUAUAAGGCUGCCAAGGAGAUACUUAAGGCCGAAAUUGCUAGAAGGAAAGUCGAGGUGCUAGAGACGUAAGUUCUUCUCAAGCGCG
Messenger RNA from Leguminivora glycinivorella, 829 nucleotides. RefSeq lists its product as uncharacterized. The transcript is spliced from 5 exons. The record is from RefSeq and is a predicted model, not a curated record. Gene Ontology annotation, molecular function: zinc ion binding. Gene Ontology annotation, cellular component: nucleus. Lineage: Eukaryota; Metazoa; Arthropoda; Insecta; Lepidoptera; Tortricidae. The coding region runs from base 73 to 813 and encodes 246 amino acids.